This is a messenger RNA of Rhagoletis pomonella (apple maggot), 3653 nucleotides long. It is a transcript of the gene MED20, whose product is annotated as mediator of RNA polymerase II transcription subunit 20. The record is from RefSeq and is a predicted model, not a curated record. Lineage: Eukaryota; Metazoa; Arthropoda; Insecta; Diptera; Tephritidae. Gene Ontology annotation, biological process: regulation of transcription by RNA polymerase II. Gene Ontology annotation, molecular function: transcription coactivator activity. Gene Ontology annotation, cellular component: mediator complex. The transcript is spliced from 3 exons. The coding region runs from base 71 to 811 and encodes 246 amino acids.
AUUCAGCACAUCACUAUAAUUGAUGUAAAUUUGUAAAUCCAAACAGACCGGCCACGAAUUUGGAAAAGCAAUGGGUGUCACUGUAUUGCUACCAUAUCAGAUACCAGAGGGGAAAACUGGCGCACAAGCAAUCGACUACCUCACAAAACGCCUACUGGCAUUGGGCGCCGUUCAUACCGGACAUUUCCUAGUAGAUUGCGAAACUUACAUUUCCACACCACCACAUGGCCCAUCCAAAACCGUGCAUGUGCUUCACGAUUCCGAAUAUCCAGCAUCCACGUUUUCCAUAUUGGACAACGGCGCUGGCAAGCAAAUUCCACUAGUAGCAGACAACCUCUUCGAUUUGUUGAUGCUGAAAAUGACUACAGUGUACACGUCGAAGAAGCAAACGAAAAUCGAAUCGAAAGGUGCGCGCUUCGAAUACGGUGAUUUUCUUAUAAAACUGGGUUCGGUAACAAUGAUGGAAAAUUUCAAAGGCAUACUCAUUGAAAUCGAAUAUAGACCGUGUGUGGUGCUUUCUUAUUGCUGGGAAAUGAUACGUGAAAUGCUGCAAGGCUUUCUAGGCAUGCAAAUUGCAAAAGAAUAUCCCGCCUAUUUUUCACAACAAAUAAUGAAUCCUAUGGGUCAACAGCAGAUACAUCAAAAACAAAACGAUGUAUAUGAACCAAUCGAUACGAUUAAUCAAUACUUGGAAAGUUUUACAAAUUAUCGCAAGCAAAAUGUGCUGCCUGUGGCGAGUGGUGGCGGAGCAUCGACAGCACAAAACGCAGGAGCUGGCAUGCAGGGCGGCAAUCAACGAAUGCGGAUGUAAGGCUUGCUAGCAAUGUGGACGUUAUUUUAACAAAUCUUUUAGACACUUUAAUACUGGUCGAAGCGAAAGAUGAAUAACGUGGCUGGAUACUUCGUGGCAGGUAUUUGGAGUUCGCUAAGUCCAUGCGGAUCAACAUGGUAGCUGAUUACGAUGUGCUAGUUGAAAAAAUGAACAACCCAACGACCUACCUACUAAAGUCAAUUCGGGUACGCCGAAUUUAGUGUUGAUAGUUAUUUUUCUAGGUUGGGUCAUUUAAUCGAGUAUUAUACAUAUGUAAAAUCUAAAUUUUUGGGCAAGACCCGUUUUUAAGGGCAGUUUUACGUCUUGCGAUGGCUCUCAAGCGGAUUUUCUUUGCGAGGAACCCGAAUUUAAUUUUAUUUUGGAAAUACAUUUUGUUUUUGUUUAUUUAUUGAUGAAAAUACGUUUUUAAAAAUUGCAUCACAAUCGGGAAAGAAAAAAUAUGCCUACUACUAAAAAAAAUUUUCUCAUUUUGUGCAAAAGCUCCAAAAUUGUUUAUGGUAAUUUUUUCUUAAUUGAGGUCGCCCCUCGGCAGGCAAACGCAAACCUCCGAGUUUAUUUCUGCCAUGAAAAAUAGCUUCUCGUAAAAAUACUAUCGUCGUUCGUAGUCGGCGUAAAACUGUAGGCUGCUCCUCUUUGUGUGACCACAUAAAAACGCACACCAUAAAUCGGGAGAAAAGCUCGGCCAAACACUAACAUAUCGUUACCUAAAGGUGAAAAGGUGCCAAGUCCAUUUUUUUGUUUUUAAAUUGUUUAGGAGAGACAAAAAAUUGAUGUAAUUUCGCAAUAUUUGUCAUUCUACACCAAAAACUAAAUUUCGAAAAAAGUGGACUUGGCACCCUUUCAAACUUGGUUAGAUUAUACAUAUAUUUGAAUGGAAAAACAAACAAAAAAACCCCUGGUAGGGUGACUAUAUUGGUAGAAAUGAAGAAAAAUAUACAUGUAUAACAGUUUCUCGUAAAAAUACAAUCGCCGUUCGGAGUCGGCGUAAAACUGUAGGUCCCUUCCUUUAUGUGACAACAUCAAGCCGCACGCCAAAAAUCGGAGAAGCUCAAUUUUUUCCUUUUUCUUGAAAUUCAAUUAAAUUUUUCAAUCAUAUUAUUCUUCACUACCGUCUCUUAAAUUCCAAAAAUUUUCUCCCAAUAGAUCAACAAGCUUCUUUCCACUAUACAAAUUUUCCAGGCUUGCUGUUAUGUGGUGAAAUCUCUCACCAUGUUCGUCCGAUUUGGCAGGUGAUUGUAGAAAAUGUAUGUAUAUUUUGGCUUCGCUGAAUGCGAUGAAAUUUUUAGGAACGUAUAGUUACCAAAAAAUUUAUUUCCAACAAAAUUUGGGACAUCUCCAUAAAAAAAUCUACGUUUUUGGUCGUUUUCGAAUGUUUUUUUUUUGUAUAAAAGCAGUACUAAAUAUUUGUUGGAGCGCAAAAAUAAUGUCAAAUUUGGGAUUCUUCGCACCAAGAAACCAUCCAAUACGAAUUUUCAGAGCAAUCGAAAAUCGUAAAAUUUCGAAUUUGAUUACCUGAGUUAACUUAGAAAAACGACUAUCAACACUAAACUCAACGUACUGAAAUUAACUUUACUAGGUUGGUCGUCGCUUGUUCAAAAUAAAAAGUUUUGGUUGACCACAAAAAAUCGUGGAUAUCAUUGGUUGUUGCCUUAAUUUGUUGCUUUAUUCGGGGCUAUUAUUGAAUCCGUCGUAGUACGAUCGCUACGAACGGAUGCAUUCAAAUAUAUUUCAUGCGUCCGUAGAUAUUCGAAUUCAGUGAUCGCAUUUUCGGAAUCCUCCGAAAAAUCAGACUACGAAGGAUUCAGUGAUAGCCUUGAUUAUCUUUCUACAGAACAUGCGAAAUUUUUUUAAACGGGUUAGCAUCUAUUGAAGCUAGGAUCUAAUAAACUAAUUAAUUUACGUUAUCUCCAUUAUCACUAUGUUACACAACAUUACAAAAAAAAUCUAAUUUUUAAUUAAUCAAAAGGAAAUAAAAUUACUUACAUAUUAAAUCCGGGUAUUUUCAUACUCCCUUAUAUACUUUUUAAGGAAAACCCCUUCCAAUUCAUGGCAAAACUAUCGCAUCCUUUGCAAGGAAAUUAAAACUAUUAAAUAAAAACACACUUUUUGUUUAAUUCUUCAAUAUUUGCAAUAUGUAGUACGAACUUUAUUUGUUUUUUCUUUUACUUGGUAGGUAAUUUUGUAUGAAAUAUAUAUUUUAAGAUGUUUAUAUGUAUGUUUAUGCAAAUUUAUAGCAAUAACGUUUAAUUAAAAUUUAAAAUUAGUAGUAAGUUUUAUAGUACGUUUAUAUGAUUUGUGUAGUAGUAUGCAAAAAACAAAUGCUACGCGUAGCGUAACAUUUUAUACAUCUAAUGGUUAAACUUCGCUACUUUAAUAUGCAUAUGGAGAAAAAAUUUAGAAUUUCUGAAAAUUAAAUAAACGAAUUCUUAAAGAUACAUAUUUUUAAUAAUUAAAUUGAGGUAAAAAGCCGCCAAUUCUCUAUUCAAAGCUUUAUUUAAUUUAAUUAUGCAUAAUUUUCCUUAUUGUAAUAUAAUCUAAAAAAGAAAAUUCCAAAACUGAAAAAAGUUACAACGUUAUAAUUCUGUAUUCAACAUUGAUGCGAUGCGAUACUCCCCUUUAUCCUUUUUCUCUUUCAUUCGUAAGCCAAAUUUUAUCGUCACAAAAUUUUGCAUUUUUUCUAAAAAAAAAAAAUAAUGUGUGUCGUAAAAGAAGUGUGUAUAGUUUUGGGCUCUAGUAAAUAAAAUUGUGUGACGCUGGUCGUUUUGAUUAUCAUUUUUAUACAUAUCGAGCGAUAACCGCGAAAACAACGUUAGCGACAUUU